AUGUCAUCUCCAUUUAUCUCUUCCAAUUUAUCAUCAGUAUCGACAUUACAGGAAGAAAGUCAAACAGUACAAUCAUACUUAAAUAUAAACGAAGAGUUAAGGACAAUGAAAAAAAUCGAAAACAACAAUUUAAAUGUUCUUAACUAUGUUCAUCAUUCGUCUACAAUAAAUUUGAAAGAAAUAACAAUCAUAUGGACAAAUAUAAAUAAACCAAUGAACGUAACUUAUUAUUUUAUGGAAACAUGUAAUUAUGCAUGGAAUAGUCACUGUGAACAAAAAUACUAUGGUCAUUUAAAUAUUGGAUUACCUGACAUUUUUAUUACACAUUUAAACCAAAAAUCUAUUUCACAACAAGUCAGUUAUAUGAAUGAAUAUUCGAUAAAAACACAAAAUAACAUCAAUGAAAAAUUUGGACAUUUCAGUAACUGUAAUGAUUCAACUAUUUCAUUAAUGGAUCAAAGAAUGACGAACGUUCAGACAAUGUAUUUACAUGAUUGUAAUUCAAUGAAAUGGAUGUUUUAUACAACAAGAUGGCCUUCUUUUCUUGUUCCAGGUAGAAUGUUAACUGAAAAUUUCUUAAAACCUAAUUGGGCAGUGCCAUUUCGUCGUGCUUCAACUAAACAACUGUUUGACGAUAUAAAUCGUUACAUACUGAGUGGUAAAUGGGCUCAUUCAAGUCAAAUAUUUAUCAUUGACCCCUUGGCCUUAUCACCAUUUUCACCGAUAGCUCUUCGUAUUAUCUAUGAUCAUAACGAACCUCAAAAUGAGAAAUGGAUAUACGUCUCUGAAUGGUUAUCACCUUGGCUUUCAAGUACAAUUUUUACAACCGAACAACGAGGCAGAUUUCCCGGAAUUUCAAUCUUCUGUUGGUUAGCUUUUAUUUCAAAUUGGAUUAGUUAUUUAUCUCGAUAUGAAUUAUAUCACACUUGUCUUGGUUAUUCACGCCCUGAAACAACAAUCUUUUCUAAAGCGUGCAGAUUAACAGAGCCAUUUGGUUCAUGUUAUACUUUUUCUCAUUCUCUAACAUGUGGUCAAAUAAGUUUAUUUGAUGGUUGGAUAUUAUGGUUAAGUAGUUUGAUGAUGCAGCAAAUUACUAAAUUCUCAGUAAAAUUACUAGAUUAUAUUAACAAGAAAUACAUUAAAUGUUUACCUGUGUGUCGUUUAUCUUCAACUUAUAAUCCACUUAAUGGCUCGUCUACAGCUAUAUAUGUUUUUACUGAUGUUGAUGAGAUUUAA
Molecule: messenger RNA, 1236 nt
Organism: Schistosoma intercalatum
Lineage: Eukaryota; Metazoa; Platyhelminthes; Trematoda; Strigeidida; Schistosomatidae
Source: the annotation of a GenBank genome assembly